Molecule: messenger RNA, 1580 nt
Organism: Lindgomyces ingoldianus
Lineage: Eukaryota; Fungi; Ascomycota; Dothideomycetes; Pleosporales; Lindgomycetaceae
Product: Mob1/phocein
Exons: 2
Coding region: 42-1505 (487 amino acids)
Cellular component (GO): cytoplasm
Source: RefSeq, a predicted model, not a curated record
CAGACCGACACUUUUUCCUCAUCCACACUCACUCGACUGUAAUGGCUGCCUCAGCUCUGUCCCCUUCGAGCUCUCCCCGACUCCCUAGUCCUCCCCCGAUCGCCGAAGACCAGCUUGGCCCUAAAUCCCCCAUCGCGCAAACGGAAGAACAACAAAAGCUAUGGCAGAGUGUAGAUCAUGGCGCCGCAAGGAGGAUACGACCGGGCACGAAGGCGGCCGAUAUGGCAGAAGGACCUCCGUUGGUUGACCUGUCAGAGAUUGACUCGGCCUUCCAAUUGACAGAGCACCUAAAAGCACUCCAUAACUUCCUCACCCACCCUACCGGCACGAAUACUACAAUACCAGUGGAUAGGGAGACGGCACUCAAGCUUGCGCAGCCGCCAGAGAACGUCGACAAGACACUGUGGCUCUACGAACUCUGUCGUUUCCUCACCCAGAAAGUAAAUUCAAUUAUAGUGGCUCUCUUCUUUGACACUCCGGCUUGCUCUGCUGCUACAUGCCCCGAGAUGCGCGCCUCAGAAUGGCAAUACUUAUGCGCCGUCCACGACCCUCCAAAAUCCUGUUGCGCCAUCGACUACUGCUGCCACACAUUAGACAAUGCUGCCAAUACCCUCACCUCGCCAAAGACCUUCCCGUCACGGCUGUCGCUGGGCGCCGAGCCAAAUGUCCAGCAUCAGCAAAUCCGCCAGCUGACAAACAUCUUUAGGAGGGUAUAUAGGAUUUUCGCACAUGCGUGGUUCCAGCACCGGGAGAUGUUCUGGAAGGUUGAGGGUCGGACUGGGCUGUAUAUUUUCUUCAAGACUGUAUGCGACGUCUAUGGGCUGAUCCCAGAGGACAACUAUACCAUUCCCUCGGAAGCGGAGGGCAUUGAUCCCGCGGCAGACGCCACCCCGGUUACUGCGCCUAUGGUUCUUAAGAGACCCCAAGAUCAGGAAAAUACCUCCGUAAUCGAAGGCGUUUCCGACCAUGGGCUUUCCACCGCUGGCACCACGAAACGGCACCGCCACUCGCCCUCUGUUGGUGCUACAGCUGUGACGACGGUUGUAGAGGAGAAUGAAGAAGAGGAGCAACAGUUAACGACAGAGGACCCGAAAGACCUGCUUCCUCAGGUGGAGACACCAAGCGCGAUCUCUAACCCCGCCGAGGACUCCACAGUAAUAGAGCAACCGACGAUAGGCGAGAAGGGCGAUGAAGCCCCGGAAGUAACCGGAUCUCUGCCUGCUCCAGAAACCGCCCAAGUGCCUGAAGAAACCGAAAAGCAAAGCGGAAGCGCAACAAAACAAGAUGAAGUUGAAGCCGUAGAAGAGAAGGCGAGUGAAGCUCCUGAUGAGCCAGUGGUUGCACCCGAGACAGAAAACGUCCCAGCAGAGAGGGCGGAGGAAAAGGCCGAGGAGGAGACAAGCUCAGCGGAGCCGGAGAAAGCAAAGAAGGACGAGCCUGCUGUCGAUCUAGACAUGGCUGGUGACGGAAAUCAACCGGGGGAGAAACUAGGGUCUGACGAAUAGCUGUAGGCGCAGCCUACAAAGAGCAGUGCAGCUUUUGUAAUUUUAACUUGACCAGCGUUAAUGGCAUUGUGAUUG